This is a messenger RNA of Cynoglossus semilaevis (tongue sole), 700 nucleotides long. RefSeq names its product formation of mitochondrial complex V assembly factor 1 homolog (gene fmc1). The transcript is spliced from 2 exons. The record is from RefSeq and is a predicted model, not a curated record. NCBI's taxonomy places the organism in Eukaryota, Metazoa, Chordata, Actinopteri, Pleuronectiformes, Cynoglossidae. The coding region runs from base 112 to 444 and encodes 110 amino acids. Gene Ontology annotation, cellular component: mitochondrion.
CACACCGCCGCACUGUGGUCGACUGGUGCUCUCUGAUCGACCGUGCGGUGUUUGACUGAGCGUGCCUGUGAAGCCAGGCACCAACAAUCGAUACCAACAUCACAUCACAUCAUGGCGGCGCUGUCAUCACCGCUGCGAGUGUGUAGAGGAAUCCUCAAGGAGUUACGGACUUUACAUGGACAGAGUUACAGGGAAUCCCUGGCCUACGGUUAUGUCAUGGAGCAGUUUCGGAAAAAUAAGGUGACAGGAGAGAGAUUCUGCCGUCACCAGCAGGAGGUGCACCAUGUGUCGAACACGUACCUGUGUUUGCUGACAUCCACCAGGCACCACAUGGCCCUACACAACCUGUACCACGGCAAAGGAGAGCGCAGCACAGAAGAGGCGGCUCAAAUGGUGGGGCUCAGGCUGCCCACUCAGCCAGGAGGAAAAGGCUGGGAGAAGUGAGGACCGGGGGGGAAACGUGCAACAUCUAUGAACUCAUUCACAAGACUCUACUGACGCUUCUGAUUGGUUUCCAUUCAACAAUUCACUCAUGGUUAAAAUAUAUAUAUAUGAAAGUGGACGCCUGGAAACUUGUGCUGGAUUGGACCGUCUGGAGGAAGAAACUGUUUGUGCUGUAAAUACAUUGAACUAAAACUACUUUGACUUCUGUUCCCUUCAUGUUUUUCCAAAAAUUAAUAAAAACAAAAGUUAAACAAAA